AUGUCAAUUUACAGCGAAGAAUACGAGACCGCAACGCCUUUGAUUGCGUCGCUGCUCUGGAGUCUGCCGGGUGAGAGACCCAGCCAUGUCAUUAAACAACUCAAAGGACUGAAUACGCAAAUAAAAACAAAGAAUAUUCAAGCGAAGUGCAGACCAAAUGAGGGCCUAAUUAAUGUUGAGCUCUUUAUAUCUCUUGGCGACCAGCUCCAAGAGGCAGCCACAGUCGACGCGGGAUCCGAUGAAGAAAGAUUCCUGGAAUUGCAGGAAACCUUGCGAAAUGCGAUCCAAGAGUUCCGUUGGCCAGAGGAUUGGAACAUUGAGCUAGAGCAGUUCACCGAAUAUUGCGAAGCCCUCCAGAGAAUGGACGGAAAUUAUCCAGAGUCGCAAGACGGCCAGCAAGUGUCAUCUAACGGCACCCCAGAAGAUUACGAGUCAGAAGUGUCAGAUUUGGACGAGCUGUUUGAUGAAAAUGUCUCAAACUGGCAAAGCGCAGUGCCGUUGGAUGAUAUACGGCGUGAAGCAGAAAAGGCGUACGGGAUCCCCUUUAUAUCUGGCCCUGUCUUGGGUUGGUCAGGGGACGACCGGUCUGGAUAUUCUCAGAUCAUCGGCAACCAAUAUCAUGGAAAAAAGAUAGCGCGUGUGAUUCAAUCAAUGACUCUUCCCACUCAUGUUGACGAUAAUAUGAGCGUUGAGCUCAAUUCUCGCGCCCAGCAGAUCCUCAACGAUGAAAUAAACUACGACUCAAGGCUGGUCGAAGGUAUCGGUCUUGUGGCAUGGAAAGUAGACCCAAAGCAUGAGCUAGACCCGACUUUGUCUCUACAUCCGGGUAAAGUCACUUCAUACCCGGAGACAUACGUUUGGGUGCAAUGGUUUGAUGGAGUGUGGACCUGGGAGAGCCGCUCGGGUUUCAAGUGCAUCAUGCACGAAUUGACGAAUUUCCAAGUCGACCUUCUAUUGUAUCGUCUGGCAACCUCACAGGACGGAGACUACAGAGAGUCACUAACUGGACAAAGACCAAGCUACCUGGUUGUAUCGCCAUCGGAUCUCCAGGGAAGAGAUAUCCCCACCGGGGGAGACUUGGAAUCAUCCCGCAUGCGAACAAGGAACUCACGAGAGGGAAGGAGGAUAAAGAAGCCAAACCCCUUUCUUGACGAGGUCCUUCCCUCCCCAGAGAGGGAAUCAAACACCAAGGUGCAGUCAAAGCAAAUUAGCAAGCUACUGUCACCAAAUCUGAGAAACGGGAGGAGCAACAAGAUAACCCUACCUCAGUCCCAAGUCUCUCCAGGCUCUCGGUAUACUACCUCCCGUGAACAGACCAAACUCCUUGGGAUUGUGCAGGACCAACCAAGGCGUAGCGCGUCCCGGCGAGUUGGAUGGGAAGACGACCAAUAA
This is a messenger RNA of Aspergillus tanneri, 1392 nucleotides long. RefSeq lists its product as uncharacterized. The transcript has a single exon. The record is from RefSeq and is a predicted model, not a curated record. Lineage: Eukaryota; Fungi; Ascomycota; Eurotiomycetes; Eurotiales; Aspergillaceae. The coding region runs from base 1 to 1392 and encodes 463 amino acids.